CUUUGCCUCAAGUAAACGGUAUCGCAACCAGGAUGGGAAUAACAUGAAAUUUAUGAAAACAGUCAAGCUCGGUGAAUCACAUGUUGGCUUAGAUAAAAUGAUCAAAUCCUCUCAACAACCUCUGACAUAUAGAACAAAAAUGCCUCGAUAUACUCAUAACGAAGACAUUUUUAAUAAUGUGCCUUAUGUUAAGCCUACUUUGGACAGAUCGAGGAAGAGUCUCUCUAUUAAUCCUGCAUCUGGUGACAACAUGAGGCCUUCACAUUUCUUUUUGACCUUAAACAGAGACCUUCAGAAGCAGGACAUUUACAUUGAUCAAUAUGAUGGGCCAUCAUCCCUUAUUACAAGAUCUCCAGACAGAGAGAAUAAAACUAUAAGGCCCAAUGAGAAGAAUCCUUUCCAAGAGGAGAGAGACGAACUUAGACGUUCUUUAUCCACGAUGAAUUUCAGUAAGGCUUCCUCUGGAAACACACUUCUUCCAGAAAUCUUGAGAAAAAGUGUAUCUAUUCCUGAAGGAAAUAGUUUGCUACGGAACUCAAAACAGCAGUUCCAAGAUUUUCUACAAGAGAGGCAGAAUCAAGAAAAUUUUAAGGAGCUUAAGGAGAAAAAGAAUUUUAUCACGAAAAGAGAGAAGCUUCUCAAAUCUGGCUGGAGACAUGGAGUCAUUGGAAUUGAAAACCCUAUUAAUCCUUCCAGUGAUGUGUACAACGAGUUACACAAGACUCAGUCUAAGAUACAGAUGGAGAAGGAUAUCAUUAACAAUAGAAGGAAGAAGUCGCUAAAUAAAUAAUCUGCACAAGGUCGAUAAAGAGAUUGACAUCGAUCACCAGUGGAAAUCUAAAAAGAUCAGCCCAGAGAGGUUCAAAGGAUCUCACAGUAGAAUUUUUGAGUCUCACAUUCCAACAAAAAGAGAGAUUAUGAAAGCUAGAAGACUUAAGGUGGACAUUUAAUGGUUUAGGCACUUUAUUCAAGGAAUUC
Moneuplotes crassus is the source of this 978-nucleotide messenger RNA. The record is from the annotation of a GenBank genome assembly. Lineage: Eukaryota; Ciliophora; Spirotrichea; Euplotida; Euplotidae.